UGGACUCCUUCUUACUACCAGAUUUUGAAGAACUGCGUUCAGGAAUGAUGUUAGGUAGGAGGUCUCAGAAGUAGCAGGGGCAAGAUUCGGUUCCAGAUCUCUCUGACUCUAAAGCUCAUAUUCUUUCUGUGGUACCAGGUUCCUUUUUAUACAUGUAUUCUAUUUUUUCCAACAUUUUAAAUGAAAAUGUUCAAACAUAAAAAAAAUUGAAAGAAUAGUACAGUGAACACCUAUAUGUAUAUGUACUACCUAGAUUCAACAGUUAACAUUUUGCUAUGUGAAUAUGUAUGUGUAGAAGUAAGUUGUAGACAUCUCAAGACAUUUAACCCCAGUACUUGAUCAUGUAUCUCCGAGAGUAAGGACUUUUUCUGUAAUCAUCUAAUGUCUAGUCUAUAUUUAAAAUUUCCUAGUUGUCCUAAAGAGCCUUUAAAGCUGUUCUUUUUACACCAGGAUUCAUGGUUCAAGCACUGUGUCUCUAGUAUCUCUCUAGUUGCUUCUAGUCGACAUCAGUUCCUCACCUGUUCUUUUUCCUUCCCAUGACCUUGACUUUUUGACGAGGCUUUCCUAUUCUGGGUUUUUCUGUUUCCUUGUGGCUGAUCACAAAUUUUUUGAGAGUAGGGUACUGGACCUUAUUUUUCAUUGCUCUCACAACAUUAUUGUAACAUUUUGUGCCUAAUAGGUUCUUCCUUGUUGCUGGUUGAAUGACUGAGUAUAUAAUUUCCUAUAAAGACACUAUGCUCAGAGUGGUACAGUGCUCACUGCUUAAACACAAGAAGUGAGAGGAAACAAGAGUACAAAUUCAAGAGUCCGUGAGGGGAAAAGAUGUAUUCAUCAUUCAGACUGUUUCAAAGGACGUGAACACCACCAUCAUGGAGCUCCUGAUUAUGGUAUAUGCUUGUAAGACCUCUUGUGCCAAAAGCAUUAUUGGUGUGAUUCCCUACUUCCCUUACAGCAAACAGUGCAAGAUGAGAAAAAGAGGCUCCAUUGUUUCUAAAUUGCUGGCUUCAAUGAUGUGCAAAGCUGGCCUGACGCAUCUUAUUACUAUGGAUUUACACCAGAAGGAAAUUCAGGGCUUCUUCAAUAUUCCUGUUGAUAAUUUAAGAGCAUCUCCCUUUUUAUUACAGUAUAUUCAAGAAGAGAUCCCGGAUUACAGGAAUGCAGUGAUCGUAGCCAAAUCUCCAGCCUCAGCCAAGAGGGCACAGUCUUUUGCUGAGCGCCUUCGACUGGGUAUUGCAGUGAUUCAUGGAGAAGCUCAGGAUGCUGAGUCUGACUUGGUGGAUGGACGGCAUUCCCCGCCCAUGGUCAGGAGUGUGGCUGCCAUCCACCCCAGCCUGGAGAUCCCUAUGCUGAUUCCUAAAGAAAAGCCCCCAAUCACAGUUGUUGGUGAUGUGGGAGGAAGGAUCGCCAUCAUUGUGGAUGACAUUAUCGAUGAUGUUGACAGCUUUCUUGCUGCAGCAGAGACCCUGAAGGAAAGAGGUGCAUAUAAGAUCUUUGUGAUGGCGACUCAUGGCUUGUUAUCUUCAGAUGCUCCCCGACUGAUUGAAGAAUCUGCCAUCGACGAGGUGGUCGUUACCAAUACAAUUCCACACGAAAUCCAGAAGCUGCAGUGCCCCAAAAUUAAAACUGUGGAUAUCAGCAUGAUCCUUUCAGAAGCCAUCCGUCGGAUUCACAAUGGGGAGUCCAUGUCCUACCUUUUCAGAAACAUAGGCUUGGAUGACUGAAGAGCUGUCUUUUCUUACAACUCCCAGGGGCCAAACUGGAACCGCAAGAGUGCGCACUGUGGGAUCUCACCCGAUUUGAUGUACUUCCCGGAGGCCAUUUGUGUUUUGUUCCUUCCUUGUUAAUUACUAUGAAGAUAGACCAAUUUUUUUGUCAAUUUGGGUGUUUGUGAGUUUUGGGGGCAAUUUUUAUAGAAGAAAAACUAUAUUCUCCUCUUAAAGUAAGUUAAGACAUUAUUUUUAGUUUAACUAUUUAAAAUAUAACUUGGAAUACAAUUUUUAAGCUCACAAGCAGUCUUUUUCCAAAAUUGUUAGAGCCCAAGUGCUUAAAAAAUUUAAUAAAAUAAAAUAAUCUACUGUAUGAUACCUACAAUUGAAAAGCCAAAAAACCUAUACUGUUGAAUCCAGUAGAUGACAUUUUUAGAAAUGCUUUUAUAGACAAGCAUAUGGAACAUGUGACCAUUAUUUAUUUUCUGCAAAAGAAGGAAUAAAAACUUACUGUUUGUGUGUGAUUUUUUUUUUACA
Messenger RNA from Miniopterus natalensis, 2243 nucleotides. Lineage: Eukaryota; Metazoa; Chordata; Mammalia; Chiroptera; Miniopteridae. The record is from RefSeq and is a predicted model, not a curated record.